AAUUGUAAUUUUUAUACAAAAUACAGAAAAUAUUUAAAUAAAUUGUAAAAAUUUAUAAAGUUUAUUUAACAUAUUAUAAAGUAAACAAGAAAUUCUAUGAAAUUUCUAAAAAAUUAAAGCAAAAAAUCGUAUAUAAAUUUAGUGCAAAAAAGCUUCCGCCCUUGUAGAAAGGAACGAGAAAAGAACAUCGUGAAAAAAUUUUGCACUGACUGAUAUAAUAGAUACGCGUGGUAUUAAAGUUGUGCAUAUUAAAAAUAAUUAUUAAUUAAUAAAAAGUAUGGGUGAUUUUGGUGGUUCUACAGCAGCACAAAGUAAUAUAAAUCAAUCGCAAGCAUUUGCAGCGGCUUUACAACGAGCUAAACAGAUUGCUGCUAAAAUCCAACCAAAUCCACAGCAAGGUGGUAACAAUAGUGGUGGUGGUGGUGGCGGCGGCGGUGGCGCUGGCUUUAAACGUUCCCUAGACGAUUCUGAUUCAGGACCAGAAAAUAAACGUUUCACUAGUCCGGAUGCUAAUGACUACGGUCAUAAUAGCAAUUCUAAUAUGAGUGGUGGUGGUGGUUCAUCUUCUGGCGGUGGUGGUCCAGCUAAUAUGACUCAGGCUAUUGCCCAAGCAGCAGCUGUUGCAGCUCGUUUAGCUGCUACUGCUGGCAAUACCUGUGAAGAACAAGUACGCAUUCCCGAUUGUCUUAUGAGCGCCUUUUAUGGUCGCGGCAACAAUGAAACUAUUUCUCACAUACAAGGAGAUUCUGGCUGUAAGGUUCAAAUGAGCCAAACCGAAGGUGAACGUAUUCUUACCUUAAGAGGUUCACGCGAAUCGGUGACUAAAGGUCGUGAAGUUAUGCAGCAGCUGGCAAAUCGUAAUGGUGGUGGUAAUGUUGAAGUAGUUUUAACAAUAAAUAUGCCACCUCCAGGACCCACAGGUUAUCCUCCUUAUCAAGAAAUCAUGAUUCCCGGCACCAAAGUUGGUUUAGUCAUAGGCAAAGGAGGUGAUACAAUUAAACAAUUACAGGAAAAGACCGGAGCCAAAAUGGUCAUCAUACAAGAUGGUCCCAAUCAAGAAGUCAUUAAACCUCUGCGCAUUUCGGGCGAUCCUCAUAAAAUUGAGAAUGCCAAACAAUUGGUCUUGGAAUUAAUAGCACAAAAAGAUGCUCAACAGCAACAACAACAGCAGCAACAAAAUAAUCGUCCCAAUAUGGGCGGUAAUGGUGGCGGUAUGGGUUCCAAUAAUGGCCCUAACAAUGGCGGGGGAAAUUAUAAUAAUUUCGGAGGCGGUAACAAUGGAGGCGAACAAUGUGAAGUAUUUGUACCCAAACUGGCUGUUGGUGUAGUAAUUGGUAAAGGUGGCGAUAUGAUACGUAAAAUCCAACAGGAAUGUGGUUGUAAACUACAAUUUAUACAGGGCAAAAAUGAUGAGCCCGGUGAUCGUAGAUGUCUAAUACAAGGAUCUCGGCAACAAGUGGAUGAUGCCAAACGUAUGAUUGAUGGUUUAAUUGACAAUGUUAUGCAAAGAAAUCGUAAUGGUAAUGGCGGAGGCGGCGGUAAUGGUGGUGAUAAUGGCAAUUCCAAUUAUGGUUAUGGCUAUGGUGUUAAUCAUGCCCAACAACCCGCACGUGAAGAAAUAACCUUUAUGGUACCCGCUUCAAAAUGUGGUAUUGUUAUUGGUCGUGGUGGUGAAACUAUUAAAUUAAUUAAUCAACAAUCUGGUGCCUACUGUGAAAUGGAUCGUAAUGCUGUCAAUCCACCAUCAGAAAAACUCUUCAAAUGUAAAGGCACCUCCGAACAAGUAGAAGCUGCCCGUCAAAUGAUUGCUGAAAAAAUAAAUAUGGAACUGCCGAUUAUAAAUCGUAAAUCCAUUAAUGGUGGUCCACCAAAUCAACAAGGUGGAGGUGGUGGUGCUGGCGGUUACAAUCCCAAUGAUCCAAAUGCUGCCGCAGCCGCUUACCAACAGCAAUGGGCUGCUGGUUAUGGUCAGGCCGGUGGUUGGGGUGAUCAAGCUCAGCAACAACAAGCUGCUGGUAUGGGUCAGGCAGCUCAAGCAGCGGCAAGUCAAUCAGCAGAUUAUUCCACGCAAUGGAUUGAGUAUUACAAAUCAAUGGGUAUGCAUCGAGAAGCUGAAAUGAUUGAACAACAAUUAAAGGCUAAACAAGCAAGUGCUGCUCCCCAACCUCAGACACAAGCUCAACCCGCUGCACAACAAGCUCAAUCUGCCGGUCAACAAUCGCAAGACUAUAGUGCCCAAUGGGCAGAGUAUUAUCGUAGUAUAGGAAAAAUUGAAGAAGCUGAAGCUAUUGAAAAACAAAUGAAGGCUUCACAAUCAUCGGCCUCAACAGCAGCAUCGUCAUCAUCAUCAUCUGCCUCUGCUGCUGGUGCUUCUGCUGGUGGUGGCGGUGGUUGUAGUGCUGGUACAUAUACACCAUCUGGUGGUAUUAGUAGUGGUGGUAUUUCGUCGUCUGUUGCUGUUGCUGGUCAACAAACUAAUGACUAUAGUGCUCAAUGGGCUGAAUAUUAUCGUAGUAUAGGUAAAAUUGAAGAAGCUGAAGCUCUUGAAAAACAAUUGAAGGGAGGACAAAAUAGCUCUGGUAAUGCUGGUGCAGCUGGCAGUAGUGGUCCUGGAGGUGCACCUGGAGCCCCUGGCGCUAAUGCUGGCGGACCAGCCGCCCCUGGAGGUGGUUAUCCACAAGGUAUGACCCCUAGCCAAUAUGCUCAAUAUUCACAAUAUUAUGCCGCAGCUGCUGCCCAAGCGGGAGGAUAUCCUCAACCUGGUGGUUAUGGUGGUCCUGGAUCAGCUGGUGGCUAUGGAGCUCCUGGAGGUUAUCCUGGAGCUCCACAACCACCAGGCAGUGGUCCCAGUCAAGGUGGUGGUGGUGGUGGUGCCAACAGUCAGAAGAAAGGAGACAAACAUUAAAGUUUCGCAUACACACACACACAUAUAUAUACACACCAUCAGCAUACAACUCUUUUUAAUAAUAGACUAGAAGGAAAAUGGACACAGAUUAGAAAGUUGUUGUUGGGGGAGUUUAAAAAAGGAUUUGGGCUUUCAGUUUUCAUAUAACAAAAAACAUAAUGACCUUCUAUACAAAAUAAAAAUACCAAGUCUCUCUCUUAUAAAAUAAAUUUAUAAAUUAAAAAAAAAACAAAACUAAUUAUAAAAUUUGAAAUUUUGUAAAACUGCGUAAGAGUGUUGCGAGUGUGUGGACAAGUGUUUGGUUUGAUGUAAUUUAAACAACAAAAUACUUAUUUGCAUUAUAUCAAUUUACUUUGAUUUUCAUUUAUUAGUUAAUAAGUGUAAUUUUUUUUUCUCUCUUUAAUAUAAUUUAUAUAUUAUUAAUAAUUAAUAAUAAUGAUAGUAAUACACAUUUAAAACAACAAAACAAAAAAAAAAAAGAGUUUUUAAAUCACAUAAGUAAAAAUUAAAUCCCUAACUAAAUAUAUUAAUUAAAAAACUUAAUUAUUACUAUAUAUAACUAUAACUUCGUAUCAGGAAUGUUAAUUCAAAAAAACAAACCCCAAAACAAAAUAAAAUUUAUCUAAAAACGGCCGUUUUUAAGUUAGGUUUAUAUAUAUAUUAAUACAACAACACUCUUUAGCUACUCUAGUUAAUAGUUAAUUAUGAUGUUUAUAAUAAUAAUAAUAAUGAUGAUGAUUUCUUUUAUUAUUGCAAAGAAGUCUUUUUUAAAUAUCAAAAAAACAAAAGCUUCCUUCUUUUUUUUU
This is a messenger RNA of Lucilia cuprina (Australian sheep blowfly), 3711 nucleotides long. RefSeq names its product far upstream element-binding protein 2 (gene Psi). Lineage: Eukaryota; Metazoa; Arthropoda; Insecta; Diptera; Calliphoridae. Bases 278 to 2905 code for a protein of 875 amino acids. The transcript has 9 exons. Gene Ontology annotation, molecular function: mRNA binding. The record is from RefSeq and is a predicted model, not a curated record. Gene Ontology annotation, cellular component: cytoplasm; nucleus. Gene Ontology annotation, biological process: regulation of DNA-templated transcription.